CGUGUGGGAGGGGCCGACCUGGUGGGCGGUCUCUAGAAGGUAAAGUAAAAGGCUAGUUGGGGCCAGAGAGUGAGGACCCGCGAGAGUCUCGAGGUCCCGCCCUGGGCGGAAGAAACGGGAGCAGCUGGGUCCUCUAGCUGCAGCUCCAGACUAGGCUGUGCACCCACCAUGAGUGUUGACAUCCAAUGCGAGGAGCUGAGCGAUGCCCGCUGGACAGAGCUCCUUCCGCUGAUGCAGCAGUACCCAGUGGUCAGGCUGGAUGACUGUGGCCUCACUGAGGUGCGGUGCAAAGACAUCAGUUCAGCGAUCCGGGCCAACCCUACCUUGACAGAGCUCAGCCUACGCACCAAUGAGCUGGGUGAUGCUGGUGUGUGCCUGGUGCUCCAGGGCCUGCAAACUCCCACUUGUAAGAUCCAGAAGCUGAGCCUUCAGAACUGCAGCUUGACGGAGGCUGGCUGUGGGGUCCUGCCUAACGUGCUGCGCUCUUUGCCUACCCUGCGUGAGCUACAUCUCAAUGACAACCCUCUGGGGGAUGCAGGCCUGAAGCUGCUCUGUGAAGGACUUCGGGACCCCCAGUGCCGCCUUGAGAAGCUUCAGUUGGAAUACUGUAACCUCACAGCUACCAGCUGUGAGCCCCUGGCUUCAGUGCUCAGGGUAAAACCUGACUUUAAGGAGCUUGUGUUGAGCAACAAUGACCUCGAGGAGGCUGGUGUCCACGCGCUGUGCCGGGGGCUGAAGGACUCUGCCUGUCAACUGGAGUCACUCAAGCUGGAGAACUGUGGCAUCACAUCAACCAAUUGCAAGGAUCUGUGUGAUGUCGUGGCCUCCAAAGCCUCACUGCGGGACCUGGACCUGGGCAGCAACAAGCUGGGUAAUGUAGGCAUUGCUGCACUGUGCUCAGGACUGCUGCUCCCCAGCUGUAAGCUCAGGACGCUGUGGCUCUGGGAGUGCGACAUCACUGCAGAAGGCUGCAAGGACCUGUGCCGUGUCCUCAGGGCCAAGCAGAGCCUGAAGGAACUCAGUCUAGCUGGCAAUGCGCUGAAAGACGAGGGUGCCCAACUGCUGUGUGAGAGCCUGCUGGAGCCCGGCUGUCAGCUGGAGUCACUGUGGGUAAAGACCUGUAGUCUCACAGCUGCCUGUUGUUCCCACUUCUCCUCGGUGUUGACCAAGAACCGGUCUCUGCUGGAGCUCCAAAUGAGCAGCAACCCGCUGGGAGACUUGGGAGUCCUGGAGCUCUGCAAGGCCCUGGGCCAGCCAGACACUGUGCUGCGUGUGCUUUGGCUGGGGGACUGUGACGUGCAUGACAGUGGUUGUGGCAGCCUUGCCACCGUCCUGCUGGCCAACCGUAGCCUGAGGGAACUGGACCUCAGUAACAACUGCAUGGGGGACUCAGGUGUCCUGCAACUGAUAGAGAGCCUCAAACAGCCCAGCUGUACCCUUCAGCAGCUAGUCAUGUAUGACAUUUACUGGGCAGAGGAGGUAGAAGACAAGCUGCGGGCCCUGGAGGAAGAAAGGCCAUCCCUGAGGAUCAUCUCCUGAGAUGUGCACCUCUCUGGACAUAUG
This is a messenger RNA of Acomys russatus (golden spiny mouse), 1563 nucleotides long. It is a transcript of the gene Rnh1, whose product is annotated as ribonuclease/angiogenin inhibitor 1. The coding region runs from base 169 to 1539 and encodes 456 amino acids. Gene Ontology annotation, molecular function: protein binding. NCBI's taxonomy places the organism in Eukaryota, Metazoa, Chordata, Mammalia, Rodentia, Muridae. Gene Ontology annotation, cellular component: cytoplasm. The transcript has 10 exons. The record is from RefSeq and is a predicted model, not a curated record.